Molecule: messenger RNA, 690 nt
Organism: Carassius auratus (goldfish)
Lineage: Eukaryota; Metazoa; Chordata; Actinopteri; Cypriniformes; Cyprinidae
Product: GPI-anchored CFEM domain protein A-like
Exons: 4
Coding region: 142-690 (182 amino acids)
Cellular component (GO): extracellular region
Molecular function (GO): serine-type endopeptidase inhibitor activity
Source: RefSeq, a predicted model, not a curated record
UCCUUGGAUCUUUAAAACCCCAUUUUACAGAGGUUGAUUUUGCAGCAACACUUAUUCGUUUUAGUUUUGUGCGCUUUGCUGUCUGUUUAUCCUGACGCAUCAAUUCAGUGCAUUUUCCAGCAGAGAUCGCAGGCUGGGACGAUGACGGCUCGAGUGUGUUUCUCGUUGACUGCUGUUUUUUUGUGUCUGUUCGGAUACUUGAGCAUAACUCAUGCUAUUCAAAGACGAACCACAGUGGACGGUUUCUGUCCGGCGAGGCUGACGGUCGUGCCGUCCCAUCGAGGGUGUUCCUCUGAUGAAGACUGCCCUGGAGGGCACAAAUGCUGUCGAUUUGACUGUGGGCCUGUUUGCGUGCUGCCCGUUUUCAUGAAGCCGGGUCAGUGUCCCAUACCGGAAAUGAUUCCACUGUGUGCUAAAAGCUGUUUCCAUGAUGGCCAGUGUCCUGACACACAGAAAUGUUGCCCAACCACCGGUGGCUUUGCAUGCAGUGAACCACGUGGUCAGGAAAGAGGUCAGGCAAGUUGUCAAGGAAGCGGCUCUGGUCAGGGCGCCGGACAGGGAAGCGGUUAUGGCCAGGGCGCCGGAGCGGGACAGGGAAGCGGUUAUGGCCAGGGCGCCGGAGCGGGACAGGGUAGCGGCAUUGGUUUGGGCCAGGGAAGCGGUUAUGGGCGCCGGAGCGGGACAGGGUAG